Ornithodoros turicata is the source of this 754-nucleotide messenger RNA. Its product is annotated as U20-hexatoxin-Hi1a-like. Bases 142 to 528 code for a protein of 128 amino acids. The transcript has 5 exons. The record is from RefSeq and is a predicted model, not a curated record. NCBI's taxonomy places the organism in Eukaryota, Metazoa, Arthropoda, Arachnida, Ixodida, Argasidae.
GAAGGGAAAGGAGGACGACCUGUUACGUAAACGGACGCAGCACGCUUAACGCAUAUGCCUUUAUAAGAGCCAGAACAAGCUCGUCAACCGGAAAAGAGUGUGCUGCAGCAUAGUUCGCCUUGAUUCAACACUCGUGACGCCAUGAACAAGCUUGUAAUUGCCUUUGCGGUGAUCGCUCUUGCAGCCGUCUGUCAUGGAGCUGCGUCUGGAAGCCGCCAGACUGACUGUCAGCGGCGAGCUGAGCAAGAACGCAGAGUGACUGCCCUGCCCGGUCAUAUUGUUCCCGAAUGUGAUGCAAAUGGAGAGUACAAAGCCAAGCAGUGCUUUGGAGCACGCAGGAAGGGAAAUCCUUUCUGCUCCUGCUACACCCGCGAUUACGUUCAGAUCAAGGGCCCAUCCACCAAAAUCACCGACUGCGAAUGUGUCCGCGAACGCCACGAAAUCCUCCAGCAGCAGCGCCGAGCCGGCAACCGUGCCGGAAAUGUUCCCACUUGCAAUGAGGAAACUGGAGAGUACGUCAGGGGAUAAAGGUCUGAACUCCGUUAACACAAAGAGCCAACAGGAGAUGGUCACCUAUUCUUGAAAUGCCUCCUGCAACCGUUCGACUUUAUUUUGAUUUCUAUUGUCUCUUAAACACCGUUGGCGUAACGAAUCAUGUUCACCCUUCAAGAAGAAUCGAGAGACACAUUCUGUCGUAUUUUGAUGCACAGUCCGGUAUCAUAAACCUGAAUAAAGUUUAAUAUUUUGUUUCCUG